Microtus oregoni (creeping vole) is the source of this 1694-nucleotide messenger RNA. RefSeq names its product RAD18 E3 ubiquitin protein ligase (gene Rad18). Gene Ontology annotation, molecular function: single-stranded DNA binding; ubiquitin protein ligase activity. NCBI's taxonomy places the organism in Eukaryota, Metazoa, Chordata, Mammalia, Rodentia, Cricetidae. Bases 65 to 1528 code for a protein of 487 amino acids. The record is from RefSeq and is a predicted model, not a curated record. The transcript is spliced from 13 exons. Gene Ontology annotation, biological process: protein monoubiquitination; DNA damage tolerance. Gene Ontology annotation, cellular component: nucleus; Rad6-Rad18 complex.
GGGGAAUUUCGAGUAGAAGGACUGGGCGGCAGGCCGGUAGCUGGUGGCCUUGUCAGGUGCGACCAUGGAGACCCUGGCCGAGCCAAGGUGGCCUCCGGGGCUGUCGAUGAUGAAGACAAUAGAUGAUUUGCUACGCUGUGGGAUUUGCUUCGAGUAUUUCAACAUUGCAGUGAUAAUUCCCCAGUGCUCUCAUAACUAUUGUUCUCUCUGUAUAAGAAAAUUUUUGUCCUAUAAAACUCAGUGCCCAACUUGUUGUGUGGCAGUAACAGAACCAGACCUGAGAAAUAAUCGUCUUUUAGAUGAACUGGUAAAAAGCAUGAAUUUUGCACGGACUCGCCUGUUGCAGUUUGCUUUAGAGUCACCACCCAUAUCUCCUGUGUCUUCCACCUCAAAGAAAGUUGUUGCUAAAGUGCAUAAUGCUGAAGCCACCAAACACCCUGUCAAACAGGGGAGCAGGCUGAUGGACAAGUUCCUGAUAAGAGAGACGGGGGGAAAAGAAAAUGACAGGAAGUAUAGCCCUCAAAAAGAGAUAAGCACCUCUACUGAGGCUAAAGAGACAAGUCUCGAGGGAAAGACAGUACUUGGUCCCUCGGAUGCUAAUGGACCUGUGACACCCUCUACAUCCACCAUGAAACUGGAAAAUAAAGUGUCUUGUCCCGUUUGUGAGGUCAGCAUUUCAGAAAAUCACAUCAAUAAGCAUUUAGACAGUUGCUUGACACGUGGAGAGAAGAAAGAGAGUCUUCGAAGUUCUGCUCACAAAAGGAAGCCACUGCCAAAAACAGUGUAUAAUUUGCUCUCUGAUCGUGAUUUAAAGAAAAAGUUGAAACAGUAUGGCUUAUCCAUUCAAGGAAACAAGCAGCAGCUUAUUAAAAGGCACCAAGAAUUUGUACACAUGUAUAAUUCCCAAUGUGAUGCUUUGCAUCCUAAAUCAGCUGCUGAAAUAGUCCAAGAAAUUGAAAACAUGGAGAAGACCAGGAUGCGCCUUGAAGCAAGUAAACUCAAUGAAAAUGUCAUGGUUUUUACAAAGGACCAGACAGAGAAGGAGAUAGAUGAAAUUCACAGUAAAUAUCGUAAAAGGCAUAAGAGUGAGUUCCAGCUUCUAGUGAAUCAGGCCAAAAAAGGAUACAAGAAAGCUGGCAGAAUGUCAAAAGCUACAGUAAUGAGAAGAGAUGGACCUGCAGAGAAACUGCCAUCUGCCAUCAUGGGACAAGAAGAUAAUAUAAACUUUUCGGAUACAGUCUCAGUAACAAACCACUUUCCUCAGUCGAAACUGGACUCCCCAGUGCAGCCGGAGCCUGAGAGACCAGAUGAUUCUUCCAGUUGUACUGAUAUUCUUCUCUCCUCAGAGUCAGAUUCCUGCAAUAGUUCCAGUUCGGACAUCAUAAGAGACCUUCUGGAAGAAGAGGAAGCUUGGGAAGCAUCUCACAGAAAUGAUCAGAACAGAGAAAUAAACCCACAACAGAAUCACCGCAUGAGAGCCACCGAAAGUGCCGAGACAGAGCCAAGAAACAAGCGGAAUAGGAAUUAGUAUGGGCUUUCGCCAGCUUUUCCAUACAGUGACCAGAAUAUAGUUUUUAUUGCCAUGUUUAGCAAUGCCCAAUGACAAUGUUUAAUUAUAAUUGUAAUAGUUAAUUUAUUAUUUCAUUCUUCUUUGCCUUUCUAGAAAAGAAAACAAAAAAAAAGUUAUAAAAUGA